AUGCACCCCGUCACCUUCAUCUCAAUCACCCUCCUCCUCUUCACCGCGCACCUCACCGUCGCCAGUCCCACCCUCGCUACCGGUGACGCCCUCGGCAAGCGCCAAUGCGACCAGGGCUGCCGCUGCGCGCAGGGCACUAAGCCGGGCAUGUACUGCUGGGGAUGUGGCGUCGUGAUCUACCCCGGCGACGUGAGCGGAGUCGAGGGCGACUAUAAGCACAGGGUGUUUGAAUGCGGUAUGUUUCAAGUCCUGCGCGGAUUGGUCGAGUGGUGA
Messenger RNA from Morchella sextelata, 273 nucleotides. RefSeq lists its product as uncharacterized. NCBI's taxonomy places the organism in Eukaryota, Fungi, Ascomycota, Pezizomycetes, Pezizales, Morchellaceae. The transcript has a single exon. The record is from RefSeq and is a predicted model, not a curated record. Bases 1 to 273 code for a protein of 90 amino acids.